Messenger RNA from Rhizophagus irregularis DAOM 181602=DAOM 197198, 1067 nucleotides. RefSeq lists its product as uncharacterized. The record is from RefSeq and is a predicted model, not a curated record. Lineage: Eukaryota; Fungi; Glomeromycota; Glomeromycetes; Glomerales; Glomeraceae.
UAUUCAAUUUGUUGAAUUUCUAACAGAAAAAUAUUUUUUCUCUUUUGAACUGUAUUUUCUUUUUUACUUAAUAAUAAAAAUUUAAAAGAUAUUUUUUAAUUUUUUUUCCUUCAAAAAGAAAAAAUAAUAAUAAAAAUUUAAACUUUUCAACUUUCAAAUAAUCAUGUUUCAACUAAAAGAACUUCUUUUCGUUACCUUUUUAUUUCUUGUUAUAACAAAAGUUCACCCUUUUGAUCCCUCCACUGUUGAUCCCGCAACUAAAGCGACCUGGUGUAAUAAUCAAAUAGCUUCUUGUACAAAUAUUUGUUGGGAUAAUGGUUAUGAUGCAACAACCAACUUUUGUCAACCAGAUACACUUCAAUAUGACUGUGUGUGUUCAAAUGGCGUAAGACCCAAUGCCACCGAAUACACGCAAACCAUUCCAUACUUUACAUGUACCGCCGAUCAACAAGCAUGCAUAAAUAAAUGUAAUCCCACUACACCUACUUGUGUUAGUGCUUGUAAUACCGGUAAUUGUGGUGCAACAGCUCCUAAAGCUCCCAAAGGUCCUUCAACUACCGUCGUUCAAGGUAAUAGUUCUCCUUCAGCUCCAGGAACCCCGGGAACACCUACACCGACUAAGAAUCCUAAUACCCUUCUUAGUGCAGCAGGCAUGAUAUCACCAAUUCAAGGCUGGGUCAUGUUAUUAUUUACUUUUGUUGUCACUUUUUUCGCCCGUGCAAAUUUAUCUUAAGCUAUUUUGAACAUUUAUGAUAAUAUGGAAAAUGGACUAUUUUGAAUCAGCAAAAUAAUUUUUUAUUUUUAUUUAAUCUCUUUUGCUGCAUUCUUAUAAAAUUUAAUUUUAUUAAAUAAUUAUUCAAAUAUAUUUUAAUUCUCUUUCUAAUCAUAUUCUUAUUCUUAAUGAAAAUAUGUCACAAAAACUACAUAAUUAAUUAUCAAUAUACAUUCAAUCUAAUUAGACAUUGAACACGUGUGAUUCUUUAAAAAAGUCGUCAAUAAAAAAAAUAAAUCGCGUUAAAUUAUACUUUUAAUAUAAUAAAUUUCGUAAUUCGCAAUAUCUUAUUAUC